UUUUCAGACUUGAGUGUUUUGGCUCGAUUAGAUUAUGCUGCUUUGGAGUUGGACACAAAAGUUUCCUUAUUCCCAGUAAAACUUGUGUCUUAUGAUCAGUUGUACAUACAGCUGCAGAGCUGUCCCUUUAGUUCAGCUGUUAAGUUAAAGUCCAGCGCAUUAAAAUACAAAUCCUGCACGCUCUGGUUUUAUUUGAUUAGACGGCUCUGCAAAUGAUAAGUGAUUUUUCACAUGUUUUGACACUAUUAGAAUUUUCUCUCUCUGUCAUUCAGUUCCUGUUUUCACAAAUGUCCCUCCCUUUAAGAUGCAAAGGAGAGUGGUGUUUUUCUUUYCUAAUUUUUUUUUUAUGAAGCAAUCCUAAUUUUGUGGGAAGUUAAAACGUUUUGACUCCAUUGGUUUCUUCAGUGAUGCAAUUAUAUAUCAGUUUGUGUGGAGUUUGUUUAAACGAUCAGCAAAAUUAGAGGGUUGUAUUUCCUCCUUUGUUAUGUUGUUACGCAGGUGAAAUGAUCGUUCUCUUACAGUACGUGCCGUACAUMCGUACAGCUGGAUUCUUUGGCUGUCAGCAGCUGAGGAACUUGUUGCCCUGUCUGACCUCAGCAGGGAGCGAGGCACAGUGGCCGUGCGUGAAUAGGCCUUUAGAAAGCCCUGGUUUGGUGGCGAGGCUGCUGACUCAGGGGGCUCGCAGUGCGCCGCCCCUGUCCUACGCAGCCACAGGCCCAGUCAGGACUCCAUCCUGCACAGUGAGCAUGUCACUAUCCUAGCACCCGUUCCAAAAGAGAGUUGUACUUUAGUUUGUGGAGUGACAAAAAAAGAGACACAACCAGACAAAGACUUUUUCAGAUGCAGAGUGGCGUAGCGUUGGAUGACGAACCCAGUAAAAAGUGUAAGGAUGGCCAGACGCGGGAGCAGGACAUCCCCUCUGAAAGCCAUUACCGAAUUGUUUCACCAACAUUCCAGUAUAAGAUGGGCUACCAGCGAAUGGGGAAGUGCGUCAUCAUCAACAACAAAAACUUUGAUGAAAAUACAGGGAUGAAUGUACGCAACGGCACGGACCGAGACGCAGGUGAGCUGUUGAAAUGCUUCAAGAACCUGGGCUUUGAUGUUGUCAUCUACAACGAUCAAACAUGUGAGGAGAUGGAGCAUCUUCUCAAAAAGGCCUCGGAGGAGGACCAUAGUGACAGCUCGUGUUUCGCCUGCAUCCUGCUGAGCCACGGUGAGGAAGGUAUGAUCUACGGCACCGACGGCGCCAUGCCCAUCAAGACCAUGACCUCACUGUUCAGAGGAGACAUGUGUAAAAGUUURGUCGGGAAGCCGAAACUCUUCUUCAUCCAGGCUUGUCGGGGUUCUGAAUUUGACAAUGGAAUCCAGACAGAUUCGGGUCCUCCAAACGAUACCCUGGAGACAGAUGCCAAUCCAAGACAUAAGAUCCCCGUAGAGGCAGACUUCCUGUAUGCAUACUCCACUGUGCCAGGAUAUUACUCAUGGAGGAACCCCGGACGUGGUUCUUGGUUUGUCCAGGCGCUCUGCAACGUCCUCAAUGAGUUUGGCAAGCAGCUGGAAAUAAUGCAGAUCCUGACGCGGGUCAACUACAUGGUGGCCACCAGCUUCGAGUCCUGGUCYGAAGACCCGCGCUUCAGUGAGAAGAAGCAGAUUCCCUGCGUGGUCUCCAUGCUGACGAAAGAACUGUAUUUCAACUGAUACCCCACCUGUACUGUACUACACAGUCUGACCAGACCCACUCGGCUGAUCGGCACUGAAUAAGCGUUCAAAGCAUUCAGGGAUGAUUUAGGCUCAGCAGGACUCUGUCUACUUAAAGCACAUGGCAUUCUGUACGUGUGGAGCUGGGCCUGAAAACAAGCACUCUGUGAGCUCAAAAACAAUCGUGGAAAUCUGUGUUCAUGUGUUGAUAGUGAAAGCUCCUCUUCAGGUUCACGAAAAAAAAAGGGGGGUGUCACAUUUAAUCUGAUCUACGUUCACAGGCGUUGUGAAAUAUUUAUGUUCUUCUACUGAUCCAUGAAAUUUACUGCCAGGUUUGAGGGUUUGUAGAAUGAUAUCUGAGUAUCGGUUACUCCAUUUUUAGUACUUGCAUAAAUCUCGGAAGAGGCCUUAUCUAGUAGACAAGAGCUGUCUUAAGCUGGCUUCUCAGAAAAAKAACAAAAAAAUCCCUUCUUACUUCAUAGCUCAUUCUUUCUUGGYAUUAUCGUUCAACCUACAUGAUCAGAUCCCAAGUCAGUCGUUUUAAGUUUUUUACUUCACUAUUAGUUUUUGAAUAUCUUUCAACUAACAUUAUAACUGACUGAGCAUGAGAUCUGAUUACACACAUGCUCUGAUUUCAAAUAAAGAUGUUUACGUCUUACAAAAGCUUUUUAAACUAACAACAGCGACAUUUGAACUGUAUGUUUAUUAAAAAGGUGAUCUGACCUGUUUCAGAUGAGGUAUUAAAUGUAUUUAAUGUAAACCUUUUUGCAGUUUUACUUGGAACUGCCUGCUUUUUGACACGAGAAUACCAGAGGAGAGUAGAGCCUCUAGUUGUGAGUGAAAUAACUUACCGUUAUGCAUCAAAAUAGUCCAGAAAAACAAAAAAAGUAGGACAUUUAAAAUGCUUUGAUGCUUUUUUUGUCAUUUUCAUAUAGCUUAAAAGCUUUGAGAACCUAAAUUUGGCAAGAAAUGAUCUAAAUCUUUUUUUUAGCAAAGAGUGAUGUAGGAUACUACACACCUAAAAUCACACAUCGUGCAAUAAAUGGUUGAAGGGUGAAAAGGAGGGCACGUUUUCACUCACUAGGGUUUUUUCUUUAGUCGAUAUCCUAACAAAAACACUUUAACAUAAAAAAACACUCAGGUUUUUUUAUUGUCUUAUCAAGUAGCUCAAUAUAUUUUCAGCAACACUGUGGCUACAAAGAUGUGAUCUUUUGCCGAGUAGUGAGUAGUUCUAUUGGACUUUAAGCCAAGCAAAUAGUCCUAACUUAGGAAGCUUAGGACUAAAUAGUCCUAAGCUUAAUGAAAUUUCCUUUUUUUUUACUGUUAAUUUGAUAUUCUUUGUCGUUGAUGAUAAAUUUAGGGCUGCGYAAUAUUAGAGAAACUUGCAAUGUUUGAAAUUUUACGUUUAAUAUCACGAUGCCUAUAUCAGUUGUGAAAAACCCACAUUUYCCUCUCCUUCUCUCCUGUCACCUGUCAACAUCUGAACUGUCAUACAUUCAGGAAGAAAACAGUGAAAAGCAGAACCGGGGCACAAAAAACACAAAUGCAUUGUUUCACUGUAUAUUAAUGUUGUGCAUCAUCUUCACAUAGAUUUURCUAAUGCUACAUAAGAAUGUCUUGGUAGUUCCUCCUACUAGGUGCGUACACAGACUAAGAAGUAAAAAAAAAAAAUUACUUUAGUGCACUUUGGCAAUUUUUUAUUUAAAUGCUUUAUGAUGAAGUAUGAUUGAGUACAAUUAGGUUUGUUUUCUGACGUAUUCAAAACAAUUGCCAAUAGUUAUUACAACUCAGAGGUUUGUUUUAGAAGAUUAAUUUUGUUUUUGUUCCAAAGUCUGUCUAUCACAGAGGCAGCUAUAACUGGCAGUAACAUGUCUAAACUUACACAACCCAUAUGUCCACAAUAUGCUUCCCAGCAUUUCCCAAUGUUUUUUUUCCAUUCUUCUUGCAUGUAUGUAUCAGACACUUGGGGUGGGGAGAGGAAACAUUUUUACUAGUCGUUCCUCUUUUCCACGUUUUAUUAGCCAUGUUUUAUUUAUUUUGCUAAGUGCCAUGUGUGCAAUCAGUGCUGGCAGUCCCAGUUCUUGUCCAGAGUGUCCACAUCUCGAGUUUUCUCGACACGUGGAUCUCUGCUCAGUAACAUGGUGUCAAAGCCAAGCUGAGAGGAAUGUUUGCUCUACUUGUUUUGAAAUGAAUUUUAAGGGGGGAUAUAUUUUUUUAAUGGGGAAUUUUUUUUAAUGCUUUCUGGUGUUUGCUGCUUUUGUCCUCAGUAAUAUAUUUGAAAAGGCUUGAAAAAAAGAAAUGAAUGGAUGGGUUUAAUUGAAAGUAUAAUCUGGCCUACUUUUCAUUUGGGGGCAACGUUUUUGUUCAACUCCAAAAUGGAAGAAUGCUUUUGUAAACAUUUUACUGUAAUAAACCAAAAUGACUUAA
Messenger RNA from Austrofundulus limnaeus, 4125 nucleotides. RefSeq names its product caspase 7, apoptosis-related cysteine peptidase (gene casp7). The record is from RefSeq and is a predicted model, not a curated record. Gene Ontology annotation, molecular function: cysteine-type endopeptidase activity. The transcript has 6 exons. The coding region runs from base 841 to 1698 and encodes 285 amino acids. Gene Ontology annotation, biological process: apoptotic process; execution phase of apoptosis; positive regulation of neuron apoptotic process. Lineage: Eukaryota; Metazoa; Chordata; Actinopteri; Cyprinodontiformes; Rivulidae. Gene Ontology annotation, cellular component: cytoplasm.